Messenger RNA from Pelagomonas calceolata, 1825 nucleotides. The record is from the annotation of a GenBank genome assembly. NCBI's taxonomy places the organism in Eukaryota, Pelagophyceae, Pelagomonadales, Pelagomonadaceae.
CUGGUUGAGAUGGCGUCCCCGAUGACGAAAAAAGUUUUGUUGAUGGGUCGCUCCGGCUCUGGUAAAACAUCUAUGAGAUCAAUCAUUUUCGCUGACUAUAUGGCCCGUGAUACAAUGCGACUAUCCCCAACUAUUGAUGUAGAAUACUCUCACGUGCGUUUUCUGGGAAAUCUUCAUCUCCAUCUGUGGGAUUGUGGAGGACAGGUUUGCACAUGUGCUGACAGCAUUGGACUGAAAUUAUCCCGUAGGACGAUUUUUACCGCAACUACCUUGAACACAUGAGGGAUCAUAUAUUUCGAUCAGUGGAACUUUUGAUAUAUGUAUUUGACAUAGAAAGUGAAGAGCAAGGAAGCGAUUUUUCUCAAUUCGCUGAUGUAAUUGAGGCUGUGGAACAGCAUUCACCUGAUGCCCGGGUCUAUGUCCUGGUACACAAAAUGGAUCUUGUGAAAGAGGAUGUUCGGAAAGCCGUCUUCUCUGAGAAAGAGGCCAGCAUCCUCUCCCAAGCAAGUGAUCACUUGCGUAUUCAGUGCUUUCGUACAUCUAUAUGGGAUGAGACCUUAUACAGAGCCUGGUCUCAUAUCGUGUACUCUCUAGUUCCUAAUACAGCCCUUCUAGAAUCACACUUGAACGAAUACUGCACAAUCUGUGGUGCAGACGAAGUUGUGUUGUUCGAAAGUACCACCUUUCUUGUGAUCGCACACGCAACCUGCAUUCCACAUAGUGAUACACAUCGUUUCGAAAAAAUUUCCAACAUCAUCAAACAGUUCAAGCUGAGUUGUCGGAAGGUUCAGGCGCAUUUCGAGGGAAUGUUGGUUCAACAUCAUCAGUUGAUUGCCCUUUUUGAGAAUCUAACGAGAAGCACAGCAAUCAUGUUUAUUUCCUCUGAUCCUGAUUUGAUGCACACUGCAUUGAUUUCUUCUAAUGUGGCACAGUUUCGGGCGCAACUAAAGAUCUGUGGUCUAAUUGGAUAACAUGUCCGCCUCUGGAUUAUUGAGCUAGAGAGCUCGGCUCAACGGAAUCUCUACCGGAAUGUAACUUGAUUGGCUUCAGUAGGCGGGGUAAGGAGCCGCGAAGCAGUGGCUGACGGGCGAGCAGCGAUGACUAAGAGCACCUAGGCUAUCAUGAUUCAAGUUGUCUCCAAAUUAUUUGGUCACGGCUUUAGGUUCGGCAGCGUGCGGAGUAGUGAGGGUCCUUGGUACUUUUAGCUCCGGCGCGGAGUGCUUGCAUUCGGCUGAGUUACAAUAAAUAGAGACUCUGAUGCAUUAGCGUGCUGUGAGGCAGGCGUAAAGCGAAGGGACAACAAGUGCUGUUAGAAAGCCUGGCGAUUCCGCAGCUACAGGAUAUGCCAUUGUGACAUUCCCACCCGUCAUCAAAAUUUCACGUAAACCAGCAAGCUUGCGGAUGACUGGCUAUUACGUAGUAGGUUCCAAAGGGGAUGGCCAAUGCAACUCGCAAAUACCGAACCGCAACUCAAAUUUUUUUUUGGCCUCAAGUGUUUGUCCAAGCAUGUCCUGCGGUAGUGAUCCUGACAGCCUUUAAAGCCCAUACGCUGUAUCAUGAUAGCACUGGCAAUUGAGAAUAGUCCUCAGGCGCGUUCAUGGCCGGCGGCGAGACUUGAGAUUCGAGGGGUCCCCUAAUUUGAGAUUCGAGUUCCGCAGCCCAGCCAAGAACCCUUUGUAUGCCCCGAGACCGAGCUGGGGGCUGGUCUGGUAAUUUGGUCUCCCAGGGGUUUCGGGUACCUAUGGCCAGGUACCCGAUGGGCUGCUAAUCGUUUUUGCUCGCCCGGGCCCGUUUCGGUCACUGGCACGUCCUAGAGGGGUAAGUG